AUAAACGUGCCACAAACGCAAAAUAUACGAGACAGUCUCGGCUCGGGUAAGAACUUCGAACCAUUUCCCGUUGCAAGUCCGACAGCUCCGACGAUCCUCAGAACCCAAAAACUAAACAGUUUUAAUCCGCUGAAUCUCAAAAAGCUUCCUGUUCCUGUCCAGAUUCCAAUUCCAAUUUCCAACUGUUUGAUAUGGCGGCUAAAACUAACUCAAGAGCAGGCCACGAGGGCCAGGUUCUAGUAGAAGAGAAGGCGUUUGUUAGGACUUUGACACUAAACAGGCCUAGGCAAUUGAAUGCUCUUUCAUCUCAGAUGAUAUCUCGGCUUUUGGAACUUUUCACUGCCUAUGAGGAUGACUCUAAUGUCAAGUUGAUUAUUGUCAAGGGGAAAGGAAGAGCAUUUUGUGCCGGUGGUGAUGUUGCAGCCGUAGUUCAUGAGAUGAAUAAAGGAAAAUGGAGAUUAGGUGCUGAAUUUUUUCGAAAAGAAUUUAUCUUAAACUACUUGUUGGCAACAUACAGUAAACCACAGGUUUCAAUUCUUAAUGGAAAUGUCAUGGGAGGUGGGGCUGGUGUUUCAAUACAUGGUAGAUUCCGUGUUGCAACAGAGAAAUCGGUCUUUGCAAUGCCAGAAACUGCUUUGGGACUCUUCCCGGAUAUAGGUGCCUCUUAUUUCUUGUCAAGACUUCCUGGAUUCUUUGGAGAAUAUGUUGGUCUAACAGGUUCUAGAUUGGAUGGUGCUGAAAUGCUUGUCUGUGGUCUUGCAACUCACUUUGUUCCCUCAACGAGAUUGUCCUUGUUAGAAGAAGCUCUAUGCAAAGCAAAUUCAAGUGAUCCAGCCAUCAUUUCAUCAAUUAUUGAUGAAUAUUCACAGCAACCUUCUCUGAAAGAGCAAAGUGCUUAUCGUCGGCUGGAUGUGAUUGACAAGUGCUUCUCUCAGAGAACAGUAGAAGAAAUUUUAUCUGCCCUUGAAAGGGAGGCAAUUUACAAGACAGAUGAUUGGAUCACCUCAACAAUUCAAACUCUGAAAAAGGCAUCCCCAAUGAGUCUAAAAAUUUGGUUGAGAUCGAUUAGAGAAGGCAGGCUUGAAGGUGUUGGUCAAUGCCUUAUUCGUGAAUAUAGAAUGGUUUGUCAUGUCCUGCGAGGCGAAGUCAGCAAAGAUUUCGCAGAGGGUUGCAGAGCUAUAUUGUUGGACAAGGAUAGGAACCCUAAGUGGAAUCCUUCUAGAUUGGAGCUCAUCAGUGAUGAUAUGGUUGAUCUGUAUUUCUCUAAGGUGGAUGAUGAAGAUUGGAAAGACUUAAAGCUCCCAGCUAGAUCCAGCUUGCCUGUCUCUGCCAUGGCAAAGCUCUAAGUGUCAUUUACGAUAGUGUGUUGUAUGAAAUGGAGCUUCAUAUUCUGAGCAAAGCAACUUUGUUUAAGAUGUUAUGGGGUUCAUACAGAACAACUGUAUAUGUUCAAAGCCCCAUGUUAAUAUGCUUGAUAAAAGAUGAUUUGGAACGGUUUGGCAGUCCAUGAACUGAAAUAAAACAUAGGAUGAUUAGGAAUAAUUCAUUAUAAAGAUGCUAUAUCUAUAUAAAUAAAUUAUGUACGUAUCACAUUUAUGGCUUAAUGACCAAACUGGGGACUUCAUAAUGCAGAUUUUGUUUUAUACA
Molecule: messenger RNA, 1647 nt
Organism: Ziziphus jujuba (common jujube)
Lineage: Eukaryota; Viridiplantae; Streptophyta; Magnoliopsida; Rosales; Rhamnaceae
Product: 3-hydroxyisobutyryl-CoA hydrolase 1
Exons: 14
Coding region: 192-1346 (384 amino acids)
Biological process (GO): L-valine catabolic process
Molecular function (GO): 3-hydroxyisobutyryl-CoA hydrolase activity
Source: RefSeq, a predicted model, not a curated record